AAGCAAGCGUGCGAAUUGAAGUCUUGAAGAAGUAAUUGAAGUGUGGGAUCGGUUCUGAACUCCAUUAAUCACCAUUGAUGAACAUUGAAUAUAGAGAGGAAUUGUAGAUUGGUGCUUAUGGGUAACGCCUGUGGCCGUUGCGCAACCGACAGGUACUCCCGCAAGAAUAGGAAGAACGGUAGCAGCGGCCCUUUUAAAUAUGACCAGCCUGACCAGACAACUGCUCAGCCUCAGUCUGAGUGUCACACCCAGAGCUCAACGUCGACGUCAAUGGCUUCUCUCCCAUACGCCGUUGUUGAUUGCAGCUUGAGGACCUUGGCCGGAAAGGCCGAGGGUUUCGGCCGUUUCUCAAUCGGUGGUCUUAACGGACCCCUCUAUCACGUCACCACUUUAGCAGAUGAUGGUCCUGGAUCACUUCGUAAUGGAUGUCGUCAAAAAGAACCACUUUGGGUUGUUUUUGGAGUUUCGGGAACCAUUGAGCUUUCAUCUUACUUGAAUGUAUCAUCAUACAAGACAAUUGAUGGCCGGGGCCAAAGGAUAAAACUCACCGGCAAAGGUUUAAGGCUGAAGGAAUGUGAACAUGUAAUUAUAAGCAAUCUGGAGUUUGACGGUGGUAGGGGACCUGAUGUUGAUGGCAUUCAAAUAAAACCCAAGUCAAGGCACAUAUGGAUAGACCGUUGCAGCUUGCGGGAUUAUGACGAUGGACUGAUUGAUAUCACACGUGAAAGUACAGAUAUUACUAUUUCAAGAUGUCACUUUUCGCAGCACAACAAAACUAUGCUUAUUGGUGCAGACCCCAAUCACACUGGAGACAGAUGCAUGCGGGUGACCAUUCACCAUUGCUUUUUUAAUGGAACCCGACAGCGUCAUCCUCGUGUUAGAUUUGGGAAGGUUCAUCUGUACAACAAUUACACCAGAAAUUGGGGCAUAUAUGCUGUGUGUGCUAGCGUAGAGUCACAGAUACACUCCCAGUGCAACAUAUAUGAAGCCGGGCAGAAGAAGGUGGCUUUUAAAUAUCUUACAGAGAAGGCAGCUGACCGAGAAGAAGGUGGUUCAGGCUGCAUAAAAUCUGAAGGGGAUCUGUUCCUUAAUGGAGCUCAAGCCGGUCUAUUGACAGGGGUAGAGGGGGGAAGUAUGUUUCAUCCAAGUGAACACUACCAGACUUGGACCAUGGAAGCUCCUUCAGAUACUCUAAAAGAAGUUCUCCAACUCAGUACAGGAUGGCAAUCCAUUCCAAGGCCACCAGAAGAAACAGUAGACCGCUAGCAUGCUCAACAGACCACAAAUACACCUUAUAUAUGUUACCUUUCUUUAUUUUCUGGUAUAUUCUGAAUAUAUUUGAGUGUAGUUGCAACUUGCAACUAGCAUCCUUCUCUU
This is a messenger RNA of Telopea speciosissima, 1377 nucleotides long. RefSeq names its product probable pectate lyase 4. Bases 118 to 1266 code for a protein of 382 amino acids. Gene Ontology annotation, molecular function: pectate lyase activity. The transcript has 5 exons. Lineage: Eukaryota; Viridiplantae; Streptophyta; Magnoliopsida; Proteales; Proteaceae. The record is from RefSeq and is a predicted model, not a curated record.